AUGUCCUUCACAGCGCUCUACGAAUCAUUGGUGUCCGUGUCGGUACCGACCAUACUGACCACGUUGCACGAAGAAGCCACCCUGCUCAUGGAAGAAGCAGAAGAAGGAGAGGACAUCGUGGAAACUGCGCAAGAGGAGGUUGCCAGCACAUCAUCGGAUGUGCCGCCCGAUGUCACGGGCACCUGGAACGAACUGCCCCAGCCAAUCACCGUUCAAGGAGUGGAGCUGAAUCCCUACACCACCGUGGCGACAAGUAAUGACGAUGACAAACCCCUGUACCGUAACGGGCACGGUGUGCGAACCGUUCGAGCUCCUUUUGGCUACAAUUUGCAUGUCUAUGUGGUGGCAAUGUACACGAAAGUUCCCAUUCGUUCCGAACAAGACGUGCAAGACUUGCUCUUGGCGAACGAUUCAGUCUUUGUCAUGGAAUUCACUUUUUUGCGUGACAUUACACCCACGCAAAUGAGCAUUGCCUGGAAUUACCAGUUGGACACUAGUGUCACGGACAGUGACUAUGAGGGAUACGCGGACGACCGCGCCAAGUUUCUAGAACUGCUCGGGGAUGGACCCAUGGCGGAAAGGGAGUCAUCCGAUUCCACUUUUCCCCAGAUAAAAUGGUAUUGA
This is a messenger RNA of Seminavis robusta, 624 nucleotides long. The record is from the annotation of a GenBank genome assembly. NCBI's taxonomy places the organism in Eukaryota, Bacillariophyta, Bacillariophyceae, Naviculales, Naviculaceae.